AUGCAACCGAACCAUCAAUACGGAAUCGCAACCACGGCCGGUGGCUUUGCAAAGUCCAACAACAGUAUCAGUUGGUCGUCGUUGACACGCUUAUCCGCGGCCUAUGGUAGCCACACUCCCAUGACUCAUCUGGCCACAGUGAACCCAACCUCCAAUCCGACUGGUCCCACCCCACCAUCAUCCAAUUCGGCCUCAUCCUCUAGCUAUUCUUCAGUCUCGCCCGCUGCUCUGUCAACUACUUCCGGAUUGGGCUCAAGUCUCAGUGACCCGAAAUCCGUGGACGCAUCACCGGGAGAAGUGGCAACCAUGUUAGGGAACACAUCGUUUUCAUGUUCAUCUGGUGGACAUACAGCGAUCCAGUCAAUCCCCAUUCAAUCAGAUACCGUUUCUUACAAGUCUACUGAAGAACAAAUCCAUCGCAUUUAUGCCGAUCGACUAGUUUCAUUGAUCGCCGAACGUGAUCAGGCUCGUGAGGAGAUCUCUCGUCGGGAUCAACUUAUUGCCAAAUUGCGGCGUGAACAUGAGGCAGAGAUCAAACGCGUCAAACAGAUGACUUGGUGUCAGGUGUGUCUGAACGAGGCGUUCUAUCACUGUUGUCCUGGAACGGCCUAUUGUUCUGAACCUUGUCAGUUACGCCACUGGACCGAACAACACAACCGUGACUGUCGGCGCCGAGGGGAGUCUCAACAGCUUCAACAACAACAGCAGCAGCUGCAGCAACCUCAAAAGCGGUGA
Molecule: messenger RNA, 735 nt
Organism: Opisthorchis viverrini
Lineage: Eukaryota; Metazoa; Platyhelminthes; Trematoda; Opisthorchiida; Opisthorchiidae
Exons: 2
Coding region: 1-735 (244 amino acids)
Biological process (GO): regulation of transcription elongation by RNA polymerase II
Molecular function (GO): transcription corepressor activity
Source: RefSeq, a predicted model, not a curated record